Messenger RNA from Cuscuta campestris, 1695 nucleotides. Lineage: Eukaryota; Viridiplantae; Streptophyta; Magnoliopsida; Solanales; Convolvulaceae. The record is from the annotation of a GenBank genome assembly.
AUCCUUGUCUCCUUUUCCAGAAUGGCCCCUACGAAUCCUGAAACCUAGACCCAUGGACCCUCCAUUAUCAAGGAGAGCGAACUUCGAGAGAUGGCCGUGCUCCUGGGCAAGGGCUUCCGGGUCCACCAUCCCGAUGCCGUUGGGGGGAUCAGUCUAUCCUACAAUCCAAAUCCCCAGAAAUAUAUGGUCAUGCAGUACCACUCCGUGGAGAAUGGAUUUAGGUUGCCCCUCCACGGUCUGCUCCGCGAUCUCUGCCUCCACUUCGGAUUUGCCCCGGGUCAACUGACCGCCAACACGCACAAGUAUGUCGCGUCCUUCAUCUUGAGGUGUUGUGCCCUGGACAGAGUCCCAAAUUUGGAGAAAUUCCUUAUGCUUUUCAGUAUUGGGGGGUUCCCCUUCUAUAGCCUAUAUCCUCACAACCAUUUCCCAAUUUUUGAGAAGGUUGAGCUCAAGAUCGACAGAUGGUCACUAAAAUACUUCGUCAUAGAGUUCCCUGAUCACAGUCCCCUUGACCUUCCGGGUGCUAUUCUCCGGCGUUCCAUUUCCUGGACGAAAUUCGCCGCAGCAGACUUAGCGGAGGGAGUGUAUAAUGCCUUGAGGGAGAAGGAGGGCUUAAUUUCCCACCACUCUCUCCAAGAUGCUAAACUGUACAAGAAGGCAGGUUUUUACUACCCCCUGGGUCCUGACCCGAUUCCAUUUGAAGGGGAGCCUUCCCCUGAAAGGCCAAAGGCUCCUCCUGCUGCAAAGUCUCCCCCAGCUGUGAGCUCCUUCGGGGAUCAAGCCCAAGGCAGCUCCACUGCUUUGACUAUCCACAUGCUGGCAGCUGCCUUGAAAGCCCAUAUCACUCCUGCUACUACAUCCGGGGUCUUGGAGUUAUCCCACCCGGAUAGACUUGAUUGUGAGGGAGAAGAGCCUAGGGACCAGUCUGCGCUCAGGAAACCCAUAACGCAACCCCAGACUGAGGCGCCCAGUUCCUCGCCACACAUCGCAACCAGUCCCCAAGUAACGGAGGAAGAAGGGAUGAGGCAGAAAGAACCAGAGUCUUCCCCUACAGUAGAGAGGGAGGUUGAAGUGCAGACAGAAACGGAAGUCUCCCUCCCGGGGAAGGAUGAAACCGGAGAGCAGGGGAACGCUGAAGCUCCUUCAGAGAUGGAGAGAGAGACUGAAAGACAAUCAGAGCCGGAGGGACAGUGCUCCACGGCCACAUUCUCGGCCCCUAAUAUUCCCAUCCGGCGCAGGUUCACGCCACAAACUUACCCCGCUUUCGUAGAGGGUUGGGAAGGCUUUUCCCGCGGUUUGAGAUCCUUACAAGCUUCCCAUUGGACUAUCCAGGGGAAUCUAGAAAGGAUGAGGGGAUCAGUACAAGAACCCACAAUUCCCCAAGCUCGCCCUGAUCUUCUUGCCCUCAAUGCCCUGCACCUCAUGGAACAGGCCCAGCAAUCACUCCUCACUUUGACUGGCCCACCUUAAUUACGCCGGGCCCAACUCCCAUUAGCCCAAUAAUAAGAUGAUGCAACCCUAGUUUGCCUCGGGAAUCCGCAACUAACUCCCAAUCGGAUAAGCACUUUGACUACGCGUCCCUUGCGCUUCUCUUUUGGGAUUACUCGCCUAUUUAAGGGACUAGGCUGGACCCUUCCAAUAUCACAAUCAACUUCUCAACAUGGCUAAUAACGCCAAUAGAGUUGUCUUUAUUGA